Molecule: messenger RNA, 2719 nt
Organism: Labeo rohita (rohu)
Lineage: Eukaryota; Metazoa; Chordata; Actinopteri; Cypriniformes; Cyprinidae
Product: beta-N-acetylhexosaminidase
Exons: 14
Coding region: 277-2109 (610 amino acids)
Biological process (GO): carbohydrate metabolic process
Molecular function (GO): hexosaminidase activity
Source: RefSeq, a predicted model, not a curated record
AGCGUCGAUGUGAGGCGCAUGCUUACUUUCACUGUCACGCUGUUCUCGGUCAGGUGUUCGCUAGAUGCAGAAACACGUCAAUCUUCUACCACUGUCGUUUAUCAAUUCAAAUAAGCUCUUGGAACUACGUCGUCACGUUGAACAGGUUGAACUUGUCGCGUUUCUCAACCACACAAAUGCACUUGCAGCAGGAAACUACACACGGAAGUCACCUGAGUUCAACAGCACCUGUCUUCAUUUCUAUGGUUUAUCCCAUUCACCUGCAGAGAAGCAAACAUGAACAAGUUAAUGCGGUUGAUCGUGGGCUGCUUGGUGAUUGUUGCCAUGGUGAAAUUUUUCUAUCACCCCAGCUCAAGUCGCAAGACCCACCAAAUCAUACAAGGUGGGAAAUUCUGGGCUGGUUCACAGCUGAAUGUGGCUCAUAAUCAAGAGGAUCCUGUCAAAGAAGUACAAGACAACCUGGAGGAUCAUCCAGUGAAAGAAAAGACGAUCCAGUCCCACGAAGAGGAGUUAGAGCCAAAGUUAGAGCCAAAGUUAGAGCCAAAGUUAGAGCCAAAGUUAGAGCCAAAGUUAGAGCCAAAGUUAGAACCAAAGUUAGAACCAAAGUUAGAACCAAAGUUAGAACCAAAGUUAGAACCAAAGUUAGAACCAGAAGCUCCUGAUGAUUCACCCACAGAUGCAUUAAACAUUGUGCACUUGGAUCUGAAAGGUGCCGCACCCAAAGUCAAAUACCUUAAGGAGAUAUUCCCUUUACUGUCAUCUCUGGGUGCUAAUGGGAUAUUGCUGGAAUAUGAGGAUAUGUUUCCUUAUGAGGGGGAACUCAGCAUUCUCAAAUCAAGAUUUGCGUACAGUCCGGAAGAUAUAGAGGAAAUUAAGACUCUGGCCAAAGAGCACAAGCUUGAACUGAUUCCUCUGGUGCAGGUGUUCGGACACAUGGAGUUUGUCUUAAAACACGAGAAGUAUUUCAAAUUGAGAGAAGUGGAAACAUUUCCCAAUAGCCUGAACUCUCUUGCCCAAGGAAGCAUGGAUCUUGUGCAAGACAUGCUAACACAGGUUAUGAAGAAACACCCGGAAGCAAAGUGGUUUCACAUUGGUGCUGAUGAGGUGCGUGGCCUGGGCGAAAGCGAAGAUUCGAAGCGCUGGCUGGAAGCCAACGGUGGAGACAUGGGAAAGCUUUUUCUCAAUCACGUGACUGCCGUUGGGCGAUUUAUGACCAAACUGAAGAAAGGAAUCAAGCUGAUCUUGUGGGAUGACAUGUUUAGAAAGCUCAGUCCUGAAACUGUCAAAGAAUCGGGUUUGCAAGAGCUUGCAUCGCCCAUGAUAUGGAAUUACAUCCCAAACAUGGAUGAGAAAGAGAUCGGUGGCUAUAUCUCAAAGUAUGAAAAGGCUGGAUUUAAGACCGUGUGGUUUGCUAGCGCUUUUAAAGGAGCUUCUGGAAUUGACCAGAACUGGACUCCAAUCAAUCACCAUUUACAAAACCACCUACAGUGGCAGAAAGUCAUUGCAUCCAUGCCGCAGUACAAGUCUGUGAGAUUCCAAGGCCUCGUUCUGACUGGCUGGCAGAGGUAUGAGCAUCACACUGUGUUGUGUGAGCUUCUCCCAGUGGCCAUCCCUUCUCUGGCUGUCUGUCUUCAGACACUGAAAUACGGUUCAUUUGAAGCCAAGGCACAGAGUGAGGUACAACGCCUCCUUGGGUGUCAGAUAGAGCUGAGCAAAAAUGAGUGUAAGGGUGCAUCCUUUCCUGGCUCAGAUGUUUAUGAAAUGGUGAAGAAGAUCAACGACAACCUUGAGAGCUCGGUUAAAAAGAUCUUGCAAAACUACCAUGUCAAGGGAUCAUUCAGUGCGUAUAAUCGCAAACACAACUUUGCAAACCCUAGAAAUCUUGCAUUUUUCAAAGAUGAUCUGAAAAAAUUGAUGGAUAAAUGGGAUGCCUUUUUAUUGACUUUCCGGCAAAGUAUGGAGGCAAUCUUCUACCCAGACACUUUGGAGGAGUGGUUGGAGGAGAACGUCAGUGAACACAUAGAAAGACUUCAUGGAUUGGUGGUUGAUGUAGAACGAAUCAUUAAACUCAACGGACAGCCAAAGGUCGAGCCUUUGAAAAACAGGUGAAACAGACAAGCGGACCAACAAGAAGGGCAUUCCAAAAUGUAGCAUUCAAACUUCCUACUGUGUUUUUCAACCUCAGGAAUUGUGCUUGUUUCCUGAAUGCUUUUCUGGAAGUGAUAACAACCUUAUGUAAAGUUGCAUAAAAGUUCUUUAAUUACACUGUGUAUGCACUUCUUGAAGAAGUCAACUUACUACACUAUGCAUUGUUUGCAUUUAUUUCAUCUGUGUUUGAGUUGCCUCAAAAUGAUAUAAAUUAUUUUCCUUUACAGUUACGUUGGUACAGGUCAUGUGAUCAGUCUUUAUCUAUCUUUGACAUGCAUUAUGUACUUCGGUUUGAGGAACACAAAUAUUGAGCAAUUCUGAGCAAUCAUGUUACAAUUAAGAUUGAAUACUUGAAGAUACUUGGUAUCUUCAGUGUUUCAUCAUUAUUACAGUUUCAGUUCUAUGUUAGCUAUUGAAAUACUUCAAAACUGGAAAUCUGCUGGUCAUGGAGCUUAUGUUAUAUUUACAGCCUCAUCACAAUGCCAAUAAUACAUAAUUUGCUGGAUUUAUUUAAUUUGUUGUUGUUGUUUUUUUUUAAUAAAAACUUGUGGAAGGUAUUUUGUACUGUUUU